CUGUUGCAAACACUUUAUCGGCGAAACCAAAACUAAACAGAAGCAAAGUUUAGUAAACUAUGCUGUAGGCGGACGUAAAUUCUUGAGCUGCAGCCGCGCAGGAGCAAGUCGAGAGGAAAAUGACCGCGGAAAGUGCGGAAAAGCGGACGAGUCCGGAGCACGAGCAGCGGGGAUUGACCACCAAAGUGGCGCUGCGGCGUCUGCAUGAGGAGAUUGAAAGGGUGCUCCACGAACACGAGCGGCAAUACGGCACGGAAAGCUCCUAUCGAAAGUUGCGGGCGGCAUUUGUGAAGCGUUACGACAGCCCACUGGGAUGGCUUUCCAUUGGAGCCAGUUUGCUGGCCAGCGGAGCACUCCUCAUCACGGGCAUGUUGUGGCCGGCUCUGUGCCUCCUGGCCAUCCUGUCCCUCGAUCUUUUCGUCGUGGUGCGGGAGAACAACCUGCGGCGCACGGAGAUCUACCGGAAAACCCGACAUGCCAUGGCGGAACUGCAACUGGCGGAGCAGCAUUUCAGCGAUGAUUGGCAGCCAGCUAAUUAUCCGCACCUGAGCAACCCCAUGUCGCCCUGCGUUUCGCUGCAGUGGACCUAUCGUGAUGGCAAGAUUGUCAAUCUGCCCUGGGCUUUGCUUGUGCGCGGAGAUCAUAUUGUUCUACGGCCGGGUCACAUUUCACCAGGUGCCUGUCACGAACUGGAAACGAACAAGUUCUUUGCGGCCAACGAAAUCUAUGGUGCAGCGCCGCAUGGCGAUCCUCCCGUGAAGCCAGUGGCCCGGCCGCCACUGCCCGAUCUUGUGUGCUGCCUGGAGGGCACACCCUACCUGGACAACCUCACGGUUUGCUUGAAGCAAUCCCUAAAGCGACCGCCCACCAUCUACAAUCAGCAGCGCUAUCUGCUGGUCACCAAGUACAUACAGCAGUGGGGCUUCAUCAGUGCCCUGGUUAUCACGCUCAUCUCGGGCUUACUGCGACUCCAUGGCUAUGGCCUGCCCACCGACGAGAAGCACAACUGGCGCUUCGUGCUCAUCGAAUCACCGGCGGCGGCUAUUAUACCUCUUCUCCCCCUGAUCUUUCCGCUCAUGUGGAUAUCCAUGAAUCUGUGGGGCAUUGCGAGGCUGCAGUGCUUUCUGAAAACCCCGCAGGCUUCGCUGGAGAAGAGCACAAGCAAAUCGUUCGAGGAGGAUCUGGACACGCCUUCAUAUGACUAUCAAAAUGUGUCGCUGCUUCGCUCCAAUGUCUUCCGCAUCUGGAUGCAGUUGUGGCGCGGCGAUAGUGAACUGUUGCCGCGCUCAGCCAAUUUGGUACAGGUGCUGGGCUCCAUUUCGGCGCUCUGCUGCGUGGACAAGAAGGGCAUCCUGUCGUGGCCCAAUCCCACUGCCGAAAAGGUAUUCUUUCUGCACAACACCGACGAGGAGGCGCGCGAAGAUGGAGCGGGCAGUCAGUCAUCGUCGCAGAGCGAAAGCGACGAUGUGCCGGAUGUGGAUGAGGAUCACAAGGAGCGGGGCAUAGUGGCCGAAGUGCUGGACCUAACGCACGAUCAGCACUGCCCGUUCCGUCUGGAGUUCGACGAUCACGAGUGGAAGGCGCACAUCAAGUCCCUGAAGCCACUGGGCCUGGCCAUUCUGCUAAACACCUGUUCGCCGCUCACCCACGAGCAUUAUGCACAAUUCUGCGGCCAUGUCACCGCCGUGGCCAUGCUUGACAAAGAUCUGGUGCCAGUGACUAAUCGGUAUGCGUAUGCACUCAUUGAGUCGAGUAAAAGCUUUUUGCAUGGACGCUGCCUGUGCGAGCUGGCCAAACAGAUCGGAUUCACCGACCAUGCCACCGAUCGCUUCGCUUUGGAGGGUCAACUGGCCAGCUACCGCCAUUUGCAACCAGAUGUGGUGCGCAGGGACAUUCGCUUCGCCCGGCAGCUGCAGCUGUCCACCAAGGUGAAGGUUCCGUUUCCGCACUCCCUGUCCGUGGUGAUGCGCGAGAAUCCUGGAGGCUACCUAUCCCUCUUCACCCAGGGAACGGCUGAUAUUAUUCUGGACUGCUGCGACGACUUUUGGGAUGGCAUCGACCUGCGCCCGCUGUCCGCACAGGAUCGAAAGAGGGCACUGGACUUUUACCAGCGCAGUGCGUUGACCUCCUACUGCACGGCCUUUGCCUAUCGCCCCCUGCGGCACGGAAUCCACGGGGCACUGAGUGGCCCCCAGCGGAGCGGAGGUGAGUGUCUGUAUCUGGAGUUGCCGCCGGAGUCGAAGCUGCGCAUGCAGCAUGUGGACAAGACGCACUGCGACUUCCAGGGCGGCCAUCAUGUGAAGCUGAGCCACAGCAUCAGCACGGACUCGCUGCUCUUCUCGGAGAGCAAGGACGAGGAGUGCAACGAUGUGGAGGGCUGCUUCGAGAUGCAGUGCCAUCAGGUGUUCAUCGGCAUGGUCACGAUGCAGUAUCAGGCGCAGAACGACAUUGUUCGCCUGGUCGAGCAUCUGGAGCGGGCCUGCAUUCGCUUUGUGCACUUCAGCAAGGAGAACGAACUGCGAUCGCGGGUCUUCUCCGAAAAGAUGGGCCUGGAGUCCGGCUGGAACUGCCACAUAUCGCUGCUCAGCGAACCGGAGCCGGAGAACGAAAAGGAUCGCAGCGUCACGGCCAAGACGGCCAAGGAGUUGCCGCCGGAACAUAUUGGUAAAGUCCACGUUACAACCCCAACCACUGCCAUAGCCACAACAGACCAUGAGAACAUGAGCCAUCAUCCCAGUGCCAAAGUCAUGAACAUAUCGCCCCCAGCACCAGCACCAGCAUCCGCAACCGAAUUCGAAACCAUAAACGAUGCUAAAACCACUGAUAUUAUAGGUGAUGGCCCGGAGAAAAGUUACCUUCUGGGGCCACCCAACAAUCUGGAGUCCUCGAAAACCUUGAGUUCGUCAGCUCCUGGUGCCAUUUCCAAUCCGGAUGAGUGCAAUCCGCUCAACAGUGAGGCGGCCUCUUCACCGGACAACGAGGGCAGCAAGGAGAGCUCUCCGAAGAGUAAACCACCUGGAGAAUCGGAACUGGAGGGGGAAACCGAUCCUGGCAAGCACAAACAGCAGCGUCAUUCGCUGGACUCGGCCAUGGAUGAAAACUGCCGCUCGCUGAGCACACUCACCGAGAGCACGGAUCAGAGUGCUCCCAUCAACUUCGACAUGUCCAACCGGGCCAAGUUGCCGCGAGGCAUUGAGAACAUCAGGCCGCAUUUGGAGCAGGUGGACAAUGUGCCGCUGCAGGUCUCCCUCUUCACAGACUGUUCGGCGGAGGCCACGCGCCAAAUGCUGGACAUUAUGCAGUCCUACGGCGAGAUAGUCGUCUGCCUGGGCAGCUCGGCUAGCAAUGCCAAUGCGGAUAUCUUUCUGCAGGCGGAUUGCAGUAUAGCCGUGGAGCCACUGUAUCCGCAGGUUUGCCAGGAUGUAGAUGCCUACACGGAAGCCAAUAUACACCACAACAAGCUGCUGUGGCAGCGCCAGUCGAAGGGCAAGGCCAAGGGCCACAACGAUGCGGAGGAGCUGCUGGAGUCGGGUCUGCAGGGAUGCGCCAUGCAGACGCCGGCGCACACCAUCUCACCGCUGUAUCUCAGUCGGCUACUGAACUCACUGCCCUGCUCCAUUGCCGUCUGUCGCGAAGACCCGCUUUCGCUGGUGGCCAUAAUUGAGCUGUCACGACGCUUCUCGCUGGGAUUGUGGAACUGCAUCCAGUACUGGGCCUGCUGCGCCGGCUCCAUCUCCAUCCUAAACGUGCUGUGCGCGUGCCUCUCGCUGCCGCCACUGCUCACCCCGCUGCUGGCCAUCUAUCUGAUGUGCGUCCCAGUGCCGCUGAUAGCCAUCUCCCUCGCCCACAUCGACGUCGAUCCCAAAAUCAUGAACAGGGCCACAAGCAAAAAGCAAACUGACUACGAUUCGCGCGCCUUUGCCUUUGUCAUGUGGUGCUACGGCUGCAAGUUCAUCGCUCUGGUCGUGACCAUGCUUGUUUCCUACUGGAUGUUUUUAUCUGAGCCGAGAUUAAACCCUGCCACAGAAGCUACAGAAGAUACAAUUGCAUUAGAUUUAGAAGCUGACGAUGAUGAUGACGAUGAGGACUUCUACCAGUUUCUUUAUUUCGCUCGAAGUUGUGCCUUGCUGGGGAUCAUACUACACUUUGUUUUCAUAUCCUUUACAUUUGUGCAUCGUGAUCAUGCGCUCUGGCAGCGCAAUCCAUUUACCAAUCGAAUUUGGGCCAUUACCUGCUUGUUGUUGGUCCUCUUCCAUGGAGUAACAUGUUUUGUGCAAUUGCUUGUGGAGGAUUUCGACGAACAGUUGCCCAAAUUGUGGGUGGCCAUGUUGGUCUUGUUUGGCGGCAGUUUGCUGAGCAUGAUUGUCAGUGAGCUGGCAAAGUUCCAGGAGAACAAGGUCAAUGCGCGCUAUCAGCGUCGUGCGCGUCUUGACUUUGGCACCAAAUUGGGCAUGAACUCGCCCUUCUGAGAGUCACGGCUAGGACUAAGACCAAACGAAACGAAAAGACGCCAAUGUUACACACAUGUACUUAGUGCCAAGGCUGUAUAUAACACCACCACUCAACACACGCUAUUUCUUAUUUUUUAUUACUUUAACGAUACGAUGCAGACUAACCAUUGGGGUAUUUCAAAGCCGUUUGUUUGACUUUGUUUGUAGAAUCGGCCAAAGUUAUUGUACCCACCAUUUGUACUUCCACGUGUUUAUUUUAAUUUUGCGACAACACAUUUGUUAUUCUUGUUUCUAAAACGGUUUGUUUCGAGUUCCUUGUUUCAAUGAGAGAUAACUUUGUGUACUAACAUUCAAAAGACUUGCAAUUAAUGUAUGAAAUAUAUGUAUGUAUGGUAAAACUGAAAA
Messenger RNA from Drosophila elegans, 4856 nucleotides. Its product is annotated as transmembrane protein 94. The record is from RefSeq and is a predicted model, not a curated record. The coding region runs from base 120 to 4469 and encodes 1449 amino acids. The transcript is spliced from 9 exons. Lineage: Eukaryota; Metazoa; Arthropoda; Insecta; Diptera; Drosophilidae.